AUGGCAUACUCUCAAUCGCAUCGUCUUGCACUACGCACACAUCCAGCGCUGUCGUCUGGCUCUCGCAUCGACCCUGCGAUUCUUCGCUUUCCCAUAGACCCAAGCAAGCUCAAUGCGCGAUUCGAAGCGUACAAACUCAUCCAAGAUGACGCGUCGUCUUGUGUAAAGUCGUACGCAUUGCCGAGUCGGCCACCACCACUUUGUGAGCUUUAUCAGCCACAAGGCGAAGGUGGCAGAGCCAAGUUCAAGGUUUCUGCGCUGGGGUAUAAGGAGACCAAGGAACGCUCGCUGUAUCAGGUCCUGGUUCCUGCUGUAGGGGAGAGGCGUGCUGACGAGCCGUGUGCGGCGUACAUCGACACGAAUGGAUUUUUGGUGGUCUUGACAUACAACGUGGCAGAUGACAGAGUUAUCGGUCAUCCAGUACAUCGUCUGCUAUCUGACCAGGAGUCGCUGCCGUCGUUGGCGUCGAUUUCCGCAACCGAAUGGCUGGUGUACAGCGCAGACGUCCUGGUGUUACUCAGAUUACAGAACGUCAACCUAGGAAACGAACACAGGUCGGCGAGGUGGAUCAGCGCGGAAGAGCGGCGAUGGAAGGUAGAGCGUCGAGGCACCAUCAAAGCGUCUCGAAGGAGCGAGAGUAAGAUCCAUGUGUUGAUACAGAGUACCAAGACCAUCACAGUGGACGCCGAGAGCGCAAACGAGGGAAUGCAGGGGUUGGGAUUUCAACCAAGCUCACAGAAAGCAGGAGCAUCCAAAACGGAACAAUCAGCUAGAAGCAGUACGGUGUUCGAUGUGCGACUAGUGGAGCUCGAUCUGGCCGACCCAGCCUCGACGGGAUCGGACAAAGAUGACGCUGAUGUGAUGAGCGAUGCCACACUGCUGUGGGAGGUUCGAGGCGAGGAGCCGUUGAUCAUGGCGAGCCUAGACGAGCAGCACACGCUCCUCGGCGCGGAAGCACGCUUCAUCAGCUUACGGGACACGACAAACCAGUCGAAAGACACAACAACGUCAUUCAAAGAUACUAGUACAAGCUCAGACACCAACCCGCCUUCUCCCGUAGUUGCAUCGAGACGACCAGCCCCCCACUUCUCGUGGGCACAGACAAGCGACACACUCACCCUCGCAUUUGCCCUACCAUCGUGGAUCACAACUUCGCACGUUCGAGCGCAUUUCUCUCUCUCGGCCCUCAGUCUGUCGUUCACGCAAGAUGCACUGACGCUGCUCAACACACCCUCAUCAUCAAGAAUCACCGAAAUCAACACGGACACAAGCCAAACUGCGACGGGUCAAGACGAUGAGCUUACACGGGCGGCACGGAUGAUCGCUUCCGGGCGAUACACCUCGCGAAGUACGUGGGGAGAGAUCGACCCUACAGGAAGCGUAUGGACGUUGGAGCGAGCCAAGCGCGUGAGCCUGUUGACGCUGCAUCUCGAGAAGAAGCAUCAAGGGACGCGGUGGAUGCAAGUAUUUGGCGAUCGCACUCGACACCGCGAGACGCACGCCGAGGCAGCAAGUCGGACACAACUCAGCUUUCAGCAAGCCAGAUCCACUGUCGAGCGCGCUGCCAAUGGCCAAUCGGGUAUCAAAGACGAUCAGCAACGACACGAAGCAAUCGACCAAGAGGACAACCAAGACGAUGUACCGGAGACGAUGGACCCUUCCGAGCUGCUCACGAUGCUAGAGGGCAUGGACAAGUAUACCGUUGACGAAGAGUCGACCCAAGGAUUUGGGAUGGAUCGUACAGGAUUCGAUGCCUCCGCUUCCGCUUUCACCACUAAUGGUGGUACAAGUCUCUCGCUCGACCAGCCGAGCUUGCUCAAAGACAGUCUCGAGGAAGAAGAUGCAAAUGUCGGGCGUCCUUUGGUCCUCACAACCAUCUCCACUGGCCAUGAUGAACACGUACGCAGCUCCAAGGAAUGUUGGACCGUACUAGCCACACCGCUACCUGGAUCGAACAAUGACGAUACGGUCGUGAUGAAACACGAGCUGGACGGAGCGAUUUUCAGCUUGUCCGAUGGAGCCUGGAUGCACACAUGCACUAUGCCAGCGCUGUCGUUUGUGCUCGCCUCGAAACGUGAUGCUCAGCGGAUCCACGUUUAUAAGCGUCGCCAAGGAUUUGCAGUACUGGCAUUUGAGAGUGCGCCUCGCGUUACAGGAGGCAGCCGGACAGAUUCAAGUGGGGGUGCAGGCAACUUGUUCGUGUAUUACUCGACGGCGGAACGCACUGCUCAGAGUGCUCCUUCGCGCGUUCUGCGUUUAGCAGGAGCGACAAGCGGAGACGAAGCCACCGGGGGAAAUAGUCAACGUGGUGCGAGCGGCCCGCUUCUCGGCGUAUGCAACGUUCGUCUGCCGAUGCAAGCCCAUGUCGAUCAUGAACGGUGGGAGGAUACGCUAGUGUGUCUGUGCGAGAAUCGGAUCCUCUUGCUCCGAGGUGUCUUGUAA
Mycosarcoma maydis (corn smut) is the source of this 2442-nucleotide messenger RNA. RefSeq lists its product as uncharacterized. The transcript has a single exon. The record is from RefSeq and is a predicted model, not a curated record. Bases 1 to 2442 code for a protein of 813 amino acids. NCBI's taxonomy places the organism in Eukaryota, Fungi, Basidiomycota, Ustilaginomycetes, Ustilaginales.